UUGUGGACGGAACCGGCGCCAUUUUUUCACUUUAGCGAUUGGCUUGGGGGAACGAACUAUUGGGAAUUGGCUCUGUUCGUUUCGUUUGCUAAUUGCAUUAAUCACAGAAUGACCUUACCAGAAUAACCUUUUAUUGCAAAGGUCUGUUUUGUACUCUGUUUUAUUUAAAUAAAACGCGCUAGCUAGUUGCUUGCGCUUUUGUGGCAGACACUCGUCGGUACCUAUCUGUUUAACGUUAGCAGGCUAGCGCUAACGCCACGGUUUAUACGUUGCUGUUCCGACAACAUCGUGUCUAGAAAGAAAGCCAGCUGUGUAACUUUGGUUGAAAAUUGACAAUCUGCGUCUUUAAUAAACACUUGGCUAAAUAUAUUUCAACACUAACUGGAUUUUGUUAAAGAGAUUUCUGGAAAAUGAGGGGAGGUUCUUCGUAUGGAGACAGAGACCGGGACCGAGACCGUGGACGCGACAGGGGCUCUCGUUUUGGAUCAAGUCGAGGUUCUCCCCCCAAAAAGUUUGGGAACCCAGGCGACCGACUGCGUAAGAAGAAGUGGGAUCUGGACGAGCUUCCCAAGUUUGAGAAGAACUUCUACACAGAACACCCUGAAGUGCAGCGCAUGAGUCAGUAUGAGGUGGAGGAGUUUCGCAGGAAGAAGGAGAUCACCAUUAGGGGGACUGGCUGCCCCAAGCCCGUCAUCAGCUUCAGCCAAGCACAGUUUCCCCAGUACGUGAUUGACGUGCUGAUGCAGCAAAACUUCAAGGAGCCCACGGCCAUCCAGGCUCAGGGCUUCCCCCUGGCGCUGAGCGGGCGGGACAUGGUGGGCAUCGCCCAGACCGGCUCGGGGAAGACGCUGUCGUAUCUCCUGCCUGCUAUUGUGCACAUCAACCACCAGCCCUACCUGGAGCGAGGCGACGGCCCCAUUUGCUUGGUCCUGGCCCCAACACGCGAGCUGGCCCAGCAGGUGCAGCAGGUGGCGUUUGACUACGGGAAGUCCUCUCGCAUCAAGAGCACCUGCGUUUAUGGUGGGGCCCCCAAAGGCCCCCAGAUCAGGGACCUGGAAAGAGGAGUGGAGAUUUGCAUUGCUACCCCGGGGCGUCUCAUCGACUUUCUGGAGGCGGGCAAGACCAACCUGCGGCGCUGCACCUACCUGGUGCUGGAUGAGGCCGACCGCAUGCUGGACAUGGGCUUUGAGCCGCAGAUCCGCAAGAUUGUCGACCAGAUCCGGCCAGAUCGGCAGACGCUGAUGUGGAGCGCCACCUGGCCCAAGGAGGUGCGGCAGCUGGCGGAGGACUUCCUGCGGGACUACGUGCAGAUCAACGUGGGCGCCCUGGAGCUCAGCGCCAACCACAACAUCCUGCAGAUCGUCGACGUCUGCAUGGAGAGCGAGAAGGACAACAAGCUGCUGCAGCUGAUGGAGGAGAUCAUGGCCGAGAAGGAGAACAAGACCAUCAUCUUCGUGGAGACGAAGAAGCGGUGUGACGACCUCACCCGCAGGAUGAGGCGGGACGGGUGGCCUGCCAUGUGUAUCCAUGGUGACAAAAGCCAACCAGAGAGAGACUGGGUACUGACUGAGUUCCGCAGCGGCAAAGCUCCCAUCCUCAUUGCUACUGACGUGGCCUCCCGCGGUCUGGAUGUGGAGGAUGUUAAGUUUGUCAUCAACUAUGACUACCCCAACUCCUCGGAGGACUACAUCCACCGGAUCGGCCGCACGGCCCGCAGCACCAACAAGGGCACGGCCUACACCUUCUUCACCCCCGGGAACCUGCGGCAGGCCCGCGAACUCAUCCGGGUCCUGGAGGAGGCCCGGCAGGCCAUCAACCCCAAGCUGCUCCAGCUGGUGGACUCUGGGCGUGGCGGCGGAGGAGGUGGUGGAGGUGGCCGUUCUCGUUUCCGUGGCAGCGGCUCCAACUCCAACAACCCCAAUUUGAUGUACCAGGACGAGUGUGACCGGCGCAUGCGCACGGUUGGCGGGGGGAACAGGGACACCCGGGGGGGCAGCAGCGGGGCCACAGGGGGGGGCAGCAGCACCAGCAGCAGCUUCAGCCGUGAUGGGAGGGGGGGAGGCGGAAGCCGUGACGGUGACCGGUCUUCCUCCUCCUCCUCUUCCUCCUACAGGGAUCGGGGCAGUAGGGAUAGCAGAAGCGGCGGGAGCUACAGUAAUGGCUCCACCUCCAGCUCCUCCUUCGGGGGUUUGGGAGAGCAGUAUCAGAGCUACAGCGGGGGGGCCGGGGGUGGGAGCAGUGGGGGCCAGUACAGCUCCAGGGGCGGGUCUCAGUCUGGGGGCACCACUUCCGGCGGAGGCAGUGGGGGGCAGGACCAGUCCGGUCAGCAGCAGGGACAGUUCGGCAACUUGAGCGGCAGGUCCAGCCAGCCCCCCCCUCCACCGUCGGGACCCCAGCCCCUGAUGGCCCAGCAGUUCUCCCCACCUCAGCCCAUGAUGGGGUUCAUGGGACAAGGUCCCUACCAGUUUGCACCCCCACCCCCACCUCCACCACCACCACCUAGAAAGUAAAUGCACACCCCCCCCCCUAACAUAAGGACAUAGAACAUCACUUUAGAACUGAUACGCAGCCAUGUGUGUGCAACAAUAUGAAGUGUAGAUAUAGGUAUGUCAGGUGAGGGGAUGUGGAAGGUAAGGUUUGUGUUUCAACAGGGAAUUUGGAGUAAUGGAAAUCGUCCUGCAACCACCCUUUUCACCUGUAGCUCAUUAGAAGUGUAUAUGUUUGUGUUAAAGGAGCUCAUCGUCAUUUUUUUCUCGCCUCCUUCUUCCCCUCAUCUCAGAGGAGGUAAAGGUCACAUGAGCAGGACUGGCUGAAAUCAGGAAUUACUGGAAGAUUAGGCUAAGAUUUUUUUGUAUGUUGAUUACGUGGGGUAAUAUGUUGUAUUUGAGUGUUUCACUAGUGGGUGAGGGUCCUGUGCCUGGAAAACAAUUUUCUAGUAGAUGCUGUACAACACUGGCACUGUUGGUACUGGAAGAUUGUAAGUCUUGCAUGACUUGGUUUGGGUGACCUCAUUGAGAAGGCGCCACUAAAUCUGAAACAUUUUUUCACCGUUUGGAUUAUUGCCCUGGAGAGGAUUAGUGCAGCCAAAGAGAAGUAAAGAAAAAAUAUCUCAUUUCAAUUAUUUUUUGUUCCAUCCAAUUGGAAAUAGAUCUCUAGUCUAGAAAUGUAUAAUUUACUGACGACGCCCAACUGUGAAGAUUUUUGGUUGUGCAUAUAUUUGAUUGUUUUCAGCUUUUGUCUUCAGAGACUUAGUGUAGUCCUUUAGUUUAUAUUUUUAUUUUCUUGUACAAAACCUUUUUUUUUUUUUUGCAGUGUGGGCCUUUUGUUGGAUAGAUUGCUUUAGCUGAUGGACAGUAUGCUAAUUUACCUUUUUGAUCAGUGGAAGAGGUAGGUGCAAGUUUGUUUAAAAAAACUUCUUCAGCUUGCUCACUUGUGAUAUCUAGUGUAGUUAAUGUUUUCUUUUUUUGCCAUAUAUAGGUAAUGCUGAAUGGCUAUUCGCUCUCGAGUGUGACAAUCGCACAGUGUUAACGUAGGGGUUUCUAUUUUCCAAAGGUAAUUUAAUUUAAUUGGUUUUUAAACUAGUAGAAUCUAAUCCGAUAUUUGCUGAAAAGAUUCAACUAUAUUAUGUUUUUAGAAUGGCAGCUUAGGGGAAACGUUUUGAAAUGCUGAACCGAAUCUGCUGUUAACAUGUAGGAAAUAGGGGGAAGGAAAAAAAACUUUAAACCCAAGGAAUACACAUUUGGUGAAGACAUCUUAUUUAAUCUAUUAUGACGAAUAGAUAUGACUUCCUUUUUGCAGUAAACGUUGGUCUUUUGGCAUGAAAAUUGCUGCCUUUAGAAGGAAUCCACUAGGUUGUAAAUAUCCUGCUUGGUUUUUGAUUAGUGUAAAAUUUAAUCUGAAGGGGCAUUUGGUAGUUGUAGUCAGUGGAUUUUUGUGACCAAUUUGGUAACCCCUGGAAAGUCUGUGCGAUGUCUCCUACUUAUUCUCUGUUUAACACCUCUAAGCAGUCCCAAAAGGAUGCUAGCUAAUAUUAGAUGAGCUUUGUGCAACUAAAAUGUGACUUUUUUCACUUUUUAUACGGUUUGGUUGUUUCAGGCUAAAUAAAGAUUCUGAACAUUA
This is a messenger RNA of Anguilla rostrata (American eel), 4119 nucleotides long. RefSeq names its product probable ATP-dependent RNA helicase DDX17. Gene Ontology annotation, biological process: alternative mRNA splicing, via spliceosome. The coding region runs from base 411 to 2510 and encodes 699 amino acids. The record is from RefSeq and is a predicted model, not a curated record. Gene Ontology annotation, cellular component: nucleus; ribonucleoprotein complex; cytoplasm. Lineage: Eukaryota; Metazoa; Chordata; Actinopteri; Anguilliformes; Anguillidae. The transcript is spliced from 13 exons. Gene Ontology annotation, molecular function: ribonucleoprotein complex binding; mRNA 3'-UTR binding; ATP binding.